UCUUUGAUUAAUUCUUAAAGUGUAAUAAAGAAUACUACUUGUCUGUUUUGAGGCGUCUAUAAGUAGCAGUUCAACUUAAACAACGGGAUGCAUGAGUAUAAAAUUCUUGGAUUUUUCGUCACGGUGGUGCGACGUCAUAUUCAAGCAUGAUUGUGACUUACUUUUUGGAUAAACACGAAACAAUAGUUAUCGUUCAGCUACCGUAUUCACUAGAUUGAACCCACUGUGACUUUUCAUCAAUUUUCGAAACUGAAAAAUGCGUUUCGUGGAACACGCCAUUAGUACACUGAAGCCGUUAAUAGCCUUUCCCUAUAGGUACUGACAGCCAUCCCAGCCGAUACUUAAAGGAUUAUGUGAGUUUCCUCGGAGAACCUCGUUCUUACGUAUACAAUAAGGGCUGUGGUUAUACCCACGUUCAAGAUGCUUAAUAAAAGCUACACUGUGGCAACACCAGCUUGCUUCGCUCACAGAUGGUUGCUGUGUUUGCCCAACUGGUCGUCCCCAGCAAACAUGUCGUGAAUUGCGCGAGAGAAUGUUGUGCGAGGCCAAGACAGCGCGUGAAAAUAUUCUACAGUUGCAGUUGUUGGAAGGAAAAAAGUUUAAGGAAACAAGAAAAUAUUUGCAAAAUUCAUGAGUUCAAGUGAAUUAAACUUCAAUGAAAUGAAGGCAAUUUUAUAAUUUUACAAAGCAGUGUUUAAAAAGUGUGAGAAUUAGCAGGAAUCUUAUGUUAUGUGCGAGUUUAUGUUAUUACGCCAAGGAAUCGCAUAAAAUGUGACCCAAUUUGUUGUGUGUGCGUGUGUUGUGAAGGUAAGAGGAAAUGAUAGUGGAAAUAGUGGAAAUUUAAGUGGAAGUAAGCGCAAAUUAUUUUUAAAAACAAGCAAGUGCUUUUGAAAAUUGAUUGCGAAUAAAAAUUAAAAGUGAAAUGAAAGAAAGAAAAUAAUAAAAAAUUAAACGUUGAAAAAUUUAAAUAAAAGUAAUAAAUAAAUAUUUUUGCACGCUCAAUUGGCUCCGCUUGCAUGCAACACAGCCUUACCCAUUAAACUGAUUGUGCGAGCGCAUCAACCACAACAACAACAGCAACAUAACGAAUGAACAUAGGAAACAUAAAAGACAAUUGAGAGAGUAAACGCUAUAGCGUGAGUGUAAAGCUACCCAAGAGCGCUAUCAAAGUAACACGAGCGUACUCGUCGAGUGGGCUGUGCCACUGACAGCCAGCAAUAACAGUAACAAACGACAACAAAACACGGUAUAUUUUCAAUAGCAGCCUAGCCUCUGACGGCUGUAUUAUUUCGCGUCCUUCAUUUAUUUACGCCAGUGGAAAUAUGAAGAUCAAUGCGAAAAUGGCCACCCCUAUAGAGGAAAAGGUUGACCAAAACUUAAAGAUCCGCACUGGUAUGGUAAAUGUCAGCGAUGGCAAAAGUAAACCAGAACCACUUAGACUGAAUUUAACUAUGGAACUGGUUACGUUGCAAAGGUUAGAGGUCGUUACGCCAACAAAUCCUCACAAUGGACCACCAAUGGAAUCGAAGGAGCGCAUGGUACAGAUUACACGUCAAAAGCAGGGCGGCCUUGGUCUAAGCAUAAAAGGUGGUGCCGAGCAUAAAUUGCCCAUUUUAAUAUCGCGCAUCUACAAGGAUCAAGCGGCGGAUAUUACAGGCCAACUAUUUGUUGGCGAUGCGAUAAUUAAAGUGAAUGGCGAAUACAUCACAGCUUGUCCGCACGAUGAUGCGGUGAAUAUAUUGCGUAAUGCCGGCGAUAUUGUUGUGCUGACGGUGAAGCAUUACCGUGCGGCGACGCCAUUCCUGCAAAAGCAACUUGCCAAGGAGACACCCGAUUCGGACAAUGAUGCAACAUGUGCGGAAUUAAAGGCUGACGAAGGCUACAAGUCCUCGGUAAAUAAUGGCACAAUAAGUCGCAGCUGUAGUCGCCCGAUGUCGAUUUGUUCGGAACCGGAAAAGAAAUGGGUGGAUGUGGUGGCAGUGCCGCUGAUGAUGGCCUACGUAACGCGCUAUAUCUACGGCACCGAUAAGUUGCGCCCCAAUGCGUUUGAAGUACGCGGCCUUAAUGGCGCCUCGACUGGCAUAAUACACUGUGAUGAUUUGGCCAUUCUCAGUCAAUGGCUUAAAUUGAUAACCGAUAAUGUUGUUGGAUUGACACAUUUACAAAUGAAGCUUUACAAUCGCAAUUUUGCCGUAGGCGAGCGUAUCGAAUACAUGGGCUGGGUGAACGAGGGUGUCAUUAACAACAAUAUCUCCUGGCAAAGCUACAAACCACGUUUUCUAGUAUUAAAAGGCACUGAAGUGAUGCUUUUUGAAACACCACCGUUAAAUGUCGCCGGUUUGUCGAAGGCACUAGUGGCCUACAAAGUCUAUCAGACGAUGUUUCGUGUCGUAAAGGAAUCGGAAACGGUGGAUAGUCGUCAGCAUUGCUUUCUGUUGCAGAGUUCCGGUCAUGAGCCACGUUAUCUGAGCGUCGAGACGCGUCAGGAGCUGCUGCGCAUCGAAAAUAGCUGGAAUGCGGCCAUAGUGACGAGCGUAAUUAAAUUGGGCCGCAAAACUUUCGCCGUCUCACAUCAUGGCAAGAGUGGCGGUCUAACUUUGGACUGGCAGUCGGGUUUCUCGCUGGCGGAAGGUGCCGACUCGGCCAUCGUUUGGCAAUAUAAAUUUUCACAACUGCGCGGUUCCAGCGAUGACGGCAAAUCAAAAUUAAAACUACAUUUUCAGGAUCAUGAAACGCGCGCAAUUGAAACAAAAGAACUGGAAUGUCAAGUGCUGCAAAGUUUACUCUUUUGUAUGCAUGCCUUUUUGACCGCCAAAGUCGCCUCAGUUGAUCCGGCGUUUCUAAGUUCUAUACAGCAAACCUAAAAUCGGUGCACUGAAAACAUCUAAACAAACAACGCGGAUGAAAUUCGUGGCGCCACGCAUACUUUGAGCGAAAAUGCGCUACAAAUGUGGCAGAAGGAAAUUUAUUAUGUAUUGAACAAUUCCAGCGGCAAGUAGGUACUUAAAAAAUUACAAACUAACUAAAAAAAAACAAAAAAUAUUAAAACAAAAAACAUGAAGAAAGAGAAAUAUUUAUAACUGAUAUUAAAGAAAAUUAGCUUAAAAUUUAUACUUAUACUUUGGCAUAUAACACUUAUAGAUAUUUAAAACAAUUACGAUACUUAGUAUGAAUAUAUUGAAAAGCAUGGCAAAUACGUGUGUGCUAAAAUUAUAUAAUACAAUAUAAAUCAUAUUGAAUAUAAACGUCUGAAGGCAUUAAAGUCUUAAAUGCGAUAUGUACUUGUAGACCUAAAUGCAUUAACAGAACACACAUAGAUUGUUCUAUUCAUAGAGAUCUGCUGAUCGGCAAGCAAAUGUUGGUGCAAGCGCGUAAGUUAAGCGGUUACCGCUAACUUUUUCCCAUUAUUAGUCAUUGUUAAUCAUUACUAUUAGCUUGUUAUAAUUAAGGUAUGUAAUUAAUAUGGUUAAAUAAUGUCAGCUCUACGGACGCAGGAAAAUUUAUUUUCUAAUUUUGUUUAGCACAAGAAAAACUUAUGCACCAAACAAAUGUUUAAUCCUAUGAAAAUACAUAAUUAUAUAUACAUAUGUACAUAUUAAUGGUUCAAUGCUUCUAAAGCUCUGUUAUUUUAAAGAAAAAUUUAACAUAAAACUGAAAUUUUAUAUAGAAAUGAUAUAAUUAUUCUACCAUUUGCCUACUUUCAGCUCUUUGAGACCCAUUAAAUAUAGCUAUAAGGUGCAGAGUGAAAAUUAUUGAAUUUUAUAUACAUAAAUUAAUCAAUGAAUCUGAAAAAAGUGGAUUCACAGUAGUAAAUUGAAGUCAAAUAUUGUUUUAAAAAAUAUACUGCAUGUUAAAUUUAAGCAUUGAAAUGUUCUCUAUUCCCCGAACAGUUACUUCCCUAUUGAGUACCUUCGAAACACGUAUGAUAAAAAUACUAAAUUAUCACUUGGCGCGCUCCAAAAGUUAUUAUUAAUUAAAUUUUUUUUUGCAGAUAAAAGUUAAUCGUUAUUAAUAAAUUUUAUGGAAUUUAUUGGACGUUGUUUAUAAAAAAAAUUGUGUGCCAUUUUAUUUAUAAUUUUUCACUCUAAAUUUUUUCGUAACAAUUGUAUUUAGUAUAUACAAAAUUGCAUAACUUUAUCUAACCGUGAAAAUUAAAAUUAAAAAUAAAUAAACAUUUGCCUGACACCAUAUUCUAGCUGAAGGUUACCUUUAUGCCAUCCAAUAAAAUACUAGUUUUUUAAUCUGAUAAAAGUCCUAUUUUAGCAGGCGAAAAACGACAAAAGUUUUAAGUAAAAUUCAAGUUUUUAAAAUUCUCCUUACUUAAAAUGUGUAAAAAUCGACUUAAUGUCCUGACAAAGAUACAAUCAAAAUUUUUAGACUAAAAAUUAAAAUUUAUUUGUAUAAAUGUGUUAACAUUUCCUUGGAAAGUGAAUAAUAAAAGCUUUUAAAAAUGAAAAGCUCAUAAUGCGAAAUUUAAAUCUUCCUAAAACGGUUCAUUAAACAUAUAUCUGCAACACAUUUAGUGCGUAAAAAAAAUAACAUUUUCAUUUUCUAAAAUAUACGUAGGUAGCGUUUAUUGUGAAAAAUGUUUUGUCUACUGACGAUUAUUCAAUACUUGUUCCAAUCUCGCAUUAUCCGAUGAUGGCAAUAUGCAAAUAAAUUUUCUACAUAUUCCACAGAAAUGGACCGCCAAGUAAGUUUCUUGUUAUUUUGGCUUUCAUUAAAGUCCAAAAAAUUGACAUUUGGAGACUGUGAUGACUAAUCUAAAGUGACAUUAUGGUUUUCUUGUUUCCAUUAAGUACAGAGUCUGCGUCAUUUCGAAUCAUUUUCUCCUUGCACUUUUAAUUCUUACGGCGUUCGGGUUUUCUGUGAUGUGAAGCAUCCACAAACAUGCACCUUUUGUGGGUGCGUAACACUCCGUUGAGUAAAUGUUUGCCUUUUCAAGGAACCCAUGUACAUUACUCCGAUCGGUUGAUGUUUUCCUGCAUCUAAUGCAACCUGUUUUCAAUAUGUGUUUUUGAAAGUAAAGUUUGAUUGCAGUACUGAUACAUUUGUAUUAGCCAGAUACUACUACGAGCAAAAAAGAGUAAGACUUUGUUCAUAAUUUUAAAAUUGUUCAAAAUCUUAAAGUAGGGGACUACUACUUGGCCCUAAUACACUUAUGCCAGUUUGCAGAAUAGCCAGAAAUCACACGGAGCUCAAUCAGGCGAAUACGGUGAUUGCAAAGGUGAUCGUGGUGCAAAAAUCAAAAGUUGUCAGCCCGUAAUUUAGGCCUCUUUUUACGAAUAGUUACCCGCAAAUGACACAUAAGACUCAAAUUGUAUUCCUUAUUGACUGUUUGGCCAAUCGGAAAGAGUUCAGACUGCAUCACACCUCGAUAAUCGAAGAAAACUGUGAACAUUACCUUGAUUUUACAUCUGCUUGGACGUGGUUUUUUCGAAUCGGCACACCUUUGCCAUUCAGCUGAUUGAUCGUCUGUUUUCGAGUCGUAAGCACAGAUCCAAGACUGAUCGCCAGUAAUAAUGCGUUUCAUGACAUUCUGGUUGUCGAAAAAAAACAUUAACGUUUCGCUGUUUCUUCGAAAAAAUUGAGUGAUUUUAGAUCCAAUCUUGCAUUCACUUUUCCAAAUGGUUUUCACUGAUCCAUAUAUUCAUGAUAUUUGAGCGAUGCCGAUAAGAUCUCUGACUGUUAAUCGUUGCUUCUCAAGCACCAAAUCCUUUAUUUUAUUGACAUGUUGAUCAUCAAUUGAUGUUGAUGGCCCUGGACGUGGUUCGUCGACAAUACGUUCUCGACCCUUUUUGAUUAAUUUUUAAUAAUCAAUAACACUUGCUCACGAAAACAACAUCGAAGGCGUUUUCUAACAUUCUGAACAUUUCGGUGCUGGAAUUGGAUUCCGCACACAAAUUUUAAUGGAACUUCUUUGUUGAAUAAUUUCACUCAUCGUAAAAAUCGCCGAAUGCAUUUAUGUACUUCUGAAACAAGCGUAUACUUAACACUACUGAACACCUUUGAUGUGACAUUUAGCACAGAUGUCACUGAAGGUCAUACCAACCUAGAAAAAACGUAUUUCCACUAAAGGAUUUCGGCGCGAAAUUUAAAUUAAAAAGUCUUACUCUUUUUGCCCACAGUAAUAUAUCCUAUUCUUUCUUAAACAAAAUUUGUAUUUGUUUAGCUUCUUUUAGAUUGAGCAGUGGUUUCUUCAAAAAAAGGAAAACAAAAAUGUUGUUCUCUCUUUUAAAUGUCAGGUGACACCCUGGGUUGUCAUCUAUGUCUCCAGUUUCUCCAUAUUGGACUGACCACCUUUCACAAAUGUACCAUUAGGUAGGAGUAGUUUUUAAAUAUUUUCCAGUUUUUUAUAGUCUAUUUGGGACCUUUAGGUUCCUUCGUUAGAAAGGGUGCUUCAAAAUGUUUCUUAUAUUGAAAUUUUAUUUUUCACCAUUGUAUUUUAAUCUUUAGUUAAAAUAUUUAAUAAACAAAACUAGAUGGAAAAUUAAUGUUUGUUACAUUACUAUAAAAUUUUCAAAAAAUAUAUUUUUAUAUAGAUUAUAUAGAUUUGCCUAACGAUAUUAAAUAUUACUUCGAUCCCGAUCGAGGCCAAGUCUUGCUGCUCACUCGGAACAAAAAUUAAAGUUUAGAUGAGUUUUUUCUCAAAACUACUUUUCUUAACAUAACUCUCUUAAUUAUCUAUUGAUUAAACUUAAAUUUGAUCAGCAUAUAUCUCAAAACACAAAAAUAUACAGAAAAUGCAAGAUUUUGUUUUAGAACUAUAAUUGGAGCAGCAUUUUCCGCCGGAGUACCACGGGUUUAUUUAAAUCUCACAAAACUUAUAAGUAUUCAAUUAAACGAUCCCUUAAGAUAAUUUUCAGUGUUUUAACUGCUAUUUUAUGGGGUUCACUAGAACAGUAUACCCCGUAAAAAUUUCGAUCUUCAAGGGUGAGUUGCAUAAAAAUCUUAUUUUUAUUACGAUUUAACCUCAUAAAAUGAAACAUAAAAUUAAAAGCGCUUCUCGCCUAUCACAUGAGAACAAGUGAGUAACUGUUUUGGGGGAAAAAAAAUUUAAGUAAUAAAAAAAUUUAUUUUAAAAGAAAUGCACCAUCUUACAACAAGUUCCCUGCAGAUUGAGUUUUAGUUCACAGAAACCUACAAUUGAACGUUAAAAGCUUCGAUAUUUUUGCACACUCAGUCACAAUAUGUCAAUUUAAAAUUGUGUCUUCUCCAAGCAAAGCAAAAUAAAAUAUAAAUUAAAAAACUUUUAACCAAAAAACUUACACUUAUAAAAAUACAUAACUGUAUACAAUAUUACAUACGAAAAUGCAUUAAGUGCAGACAAACAAUUGGUUAUAUAAUACAAAAUGUAGCAAAAUAUUCGAGUAUGUGUGCAGCAAAUAUAUAUACUCCUCUAUGCAACAGAAAUCUCAACCUAGCCACCUUCUCUACCAAAAACACAAACAAAAACAAAAAAUAAAAGUAUUAAAAUUUAAAUGUAUUUAUGUACUAUAUUAUAUAGAAUUUGACAGGCUUUCCAAAUAAAAAGUAAAACUUAAAAUUAACAAACCAUAUAUAUGUAUAUACAUAUAUACUAUGACACACACACAUACAUGUAUAAAUACAACCGAUAUAACAAAGUGAAAUCAAAUAUUAAAACCGAUUACUUUAAAAUGUCACUCAUACAUACAAGUAUAUGAAUAGUUUUUAAAAGCAAAAUGCAAACAAAUCGAAUACCGAUAUACACGCGCAAGUGCAAAUGUCACCGAAACGUCAACAACUCAGAAUUGACAGCUCAAGUAAAUGUCAGAACACAACUCAUCAACUUAACCAUAUCAAUCGCAUAGAAACGAAAAACAAAAUUUAAAUACAAAUACAAAAACAAAAAAGGAAAAACUUAUUAAUUACAAACUUACAUAAUAGCAGACUCAAUGCAAUGGCGAAAAAGAGUAAAUAAAAAGAAAAUAUUUUCAUGCGUACAUACAACUACAUACAUAGUUACACAGCUAAUCAUAAAUGCUAUCUAUACACACCAGUAAAUAAUACCGUCAUAUGCAAUAUACAAAAUUAUGCAUACACAUAGAUAUACAUAUAUACAUAUAUUAUAUUAAAACAAAAAUUAUAUAUAUAACUUAUAUAAUAUACUCCUGCAUAUGUAUGUAUGUAUAAUUGGGCCGAAAUUGUAUACGCAAAUUAAUAAAAUAUACAUAGAAGUAUAUAUAAAAAAUAAGUAAUAUUUUGAGAUAUUUUUUUAAUAUAAUUUAAUCACCCCAUGAAUAAAAAAAUAUUUUUUAAAGUACAUAGUUAAAAAUUUUGAAAUAAUAGAAAACUAAAAUUUUCUUAAUUAAAAACCGCAAGUAACUAAAUUACAAGGAAUAAAAAAAAAUAAUUACAUUUGAUUAUUUUUUUGUUUAUUUCCGAAGCUAAAAUUUAACAAAAAAAAAUAAAUAAACCGGAAAAUGAAAAAAAAUAAAUAACGACGUUUAUUACGUUUGCAAUAAAUAAUUUGAAUAAUAAUAAGCGGGAAAUUUUUUUACAUUAUCUUUUAUUAUUAUAAAAAGGCAAAAUAGUAAAAUUCAAGGUUUUUCAGAUUUUACGAAUUAAAAUAUUUUUUAAAGUUAUUUUUAAAUAUUAAUACUCGGCAAAAACAAUAAAAAGGCAAUAUUUUUCGAGUUACACACUAAAAUAUAUUUUUAUGUUUUUCUUUUAUUCGAAAAAAAAAUUAAAAAAUGGAAGAUUUCUUUUUCAAAUUUAAAAAAAUAUAUUUUUUGGUUAAGGUGCACUGUUAUUAUUUGAAAAACAAUGUCAGAUUUUACGAAUUCUAAUAUUUUUUAAAGUUAUUUUUAACUAAUAAUAUUCGGCAAAAACAAUAAAAGUCAAGAUUUUUCGGUUUUUUUUUUUUUUAAUUCCAAACAUGUUUUCGGUUAUAUUUACUUUUUAUUCGACAAAAAUUUAAAAAAGCGAAGAUUUCCUUUUCAUAUUUAAAAAUAUAUUUUUUGGUUAAGCUUCACCGUUAUUAUUUGAAAAACAAAUUGAAAAAUUUCCAGUUUUUAAAAAAUCCAAAUAUUUCUUUAGGCUAUUUUUAACUAUUAGUAUUCGAAAAAAAUAGUAAAAGUCAAGAUUAAUAAUUUUUCGUUUAUUUUUAUUUUUUUAAGUUACUGCUAUUAAACGUAUUUAACAAAAUUAAAAAAAAUCAGUUUUUAAAAAAUCGAAACAUUAUAUAUUGUGACAAAAUGCACCCGAUCUCGUAAUAAAAUUCCCCGGGUAAAUGAGAUUUCGAAAAAUUUGUAUUUUGCUAGUUGGUAGGACUGUCCUUAAUUACUAUGCCAAAUGGGAGCGCGAUUUGUCGACCAGUUUGUUUCCAGCAGCUGCUUGAGUCGGUACACCUCAGUAGUGCGUUAGGAUUUUUACAAUGGAUAAAAAUAUCGAACAAAGUUUUUGUCUUAAAAUUUGUAUUUCUAAGCAAAAAUAAUUCCGAAUGUUGGAAAAGGCUUACGAUUAUUCAGUUUUAUCAAAAACACAAGCCUACGAAUAGUACUAGGCCUUCAAAGAUGUUCGAGACGAGAGAUAGUUGACAAGCCUCACUCUGGACGACCUUCGACCUCUUCAACUAAUGAAAAUAUUUAAAAAGUGAAGGAUAUGGUGCUUGAAACUCGUCAGGCAAGUGUUAGAGAGAUGGUAAGAGAGCUGAACAGCCGCUCAAAAAUCAUGCUCAUUGUUUUUUUUCGAUAUUUAUGGUUGGUGCAUCAUGAAUUUGGAACAUCCGUCGAAAACGGCCAGAAUUGUGAUAGAGCAAGUCAUGGAUCUUACAGGAUGAUAAUGCACCAUCGCAUCGAGCCACCAUUGGGACCAAAUUUAAAGCCAAAAACGAAAUGAAAACUAUCGAUCAACCACCGUAUUCACCAGUUUUGACUUCGUGUGAUUUUUUCUUAUUUUCUAAACUGAAAUUGCCGCUUCGUGGAUCGCGUUUACUGUCAGUCGAAGAGAUAAAACAAAAUUCGGUCAUCCCAAAAAGUGCCUGUGAAAAGUGUUUCGAAGACUGGAAAAAUCAUUGCCGUAAAUAUAUCACAACUGGUGGGGAUUACUUUGAGGACGGCAAAAUAAAUAUUGAUGAAUAAUUAAAUUUUUUGCAUUUUACUUGCAACUUUCGGGUAUUUUUUUGUCACAAUGAAAAAUCGAAGUUUAUCAAUUUUAAAUUAUCGAAAUAUUUUUCAGUUAUCUUCAACAAUUAAUACUCGACAAAAAUAAUAGAAGUCAAAAUUUUCCAGUUUUUUUUUUUAAUUCCAAAUAUUUCUUUUAAUUAGGUUUUAGAAUUAAAAAAUAAAUAUUAAAAUAUUUUAGUUUAAUUCAAAAUCAGAAUUAAAAUAUUUUAAGUUUAAAAAGUUAAGAUCCUUUCAUAUUACAACUAAUUGUAUUGGUUAAGAUUCACUGCUAUUAUUCGACAAAAACAAGAAGUGUAAACAACAAUAAGUUUUAGAAAAAUCCGUUAUGUUUUUUUGCUUAUGGUUUGUUUUUUUUUUUUUAAAUCAAAAAAGUUAUAAAAUCAAGUAUUUUAAAUUUUGAAAGAAUCCAUGAAUAAUUAAAAAGCAUCAAAAUAUUUUUUGGAAGACAUGCUGAAAUUAACAUGAAAAUACUGCUCCUGCAACAAGAACGCAGACCUGACUAUUUUAAAUUCCAGUAAUAACAGUCGAAUUACGCCCCUGAUUUAAAAUCAUUAUUCUUAAGCACCUCAAUAACCUUCACACAGCGCUUAUCUAUAGCAGUAUAUUAAUGGUAAUUUAUGCAGCUCACUCAUACACACACACACCCACACACUUAAAGCAGAUCCAUCAAAUUAUUUGCAUACAUGAGUGAGAACGGUAAUCCAUUAAUAUUCUUAAUUAUUUAGCCAAUAUACUCAAUCAUCCGCUUAAUAUAAUACAAAAGCAACAGCAAAUACAGCAACAACAACAACAAAAUCACAAACACCACGUCAUUCAUAUAUACCGUUAGUUUUCCAUGCGCUAAGUACAACAAUAAAAAUGAUUAUCAAAAAGCAGACAACAACAAACAAACAAAUGAAGCAUUUGUAGAUUUAAUCAAAUGGAAAAUAAACUUUAAAAUAAAUAAAUUGCAUUUGUAGUGAAGCAAUAAAAAAACACUAUUUGCUUUGGGCAAAAGCAACAUACAACAACAUAAUAAUGUGCAUAUGUAUGUACUUAAAGAAAAAAUAAAUUUGCUCAUUUUUAUGUGCGAUUAAAGAACUUUAUUGUAAGUUUGUCUGAAUUUGGUUUGCUUUAUAAUUUACAGUUCAUUUAUCGCUGUAUAUACAGUAUGUGCGUAUACACACACACAGAUAUUUAUAGACACAUACGUGUAUACAGUUAUUGCGUAAUGUUGUGGAAAAAGGCUCUUGCGGCAAAAACAUGCAAAAAUGUAUAACGGCAUUAUCUGUAAGAAAUUGCAAAAUUAAAUUUAAAAUAACAGAAAAACAGAAAAACAGCAAAACACAAUGAAAACUAAUGGGAAAGGGAGAAAUGAAGAAUUGCAAAUAAAACGCAUAAAACUCAUUGCUAUUAGCAAAAUU
Messenger RNA from Bactrocera neohumeralis, 11551 nucleotides. It is a transcript of the gene Syn2, whose product is annotated as gamma-1-syntrophin. Gene Ontology annotation, cellular component: intracellular anatomical structure; dystrophin-associated glycoprotein complex. The coding region runs from base 1323 to 2864 and encodes 513 amino acids. Lineage: Eukaryota; Metazoa; Arthropoda; Insecta; Diptera; Tephritidae. Gene Ontology annotation, molecular function: structural molecule activity; protein binding. The record is from RefSeq and is a predicted model, not a curated record. The transcript is spliced from 13 exons.